This is a messenger RNA of Aspergillus wentii DTO 134E9, 630 nucleotides long. RefSeq lists its product as uncharacterized. The record is from RefSeq and is a predicted model, not a curated record. Lineage: Eukaryota; Fungi; Ascomycota; Eurotiomycetes; Eurotiales; Aspergillaceae. Bases 1 to 630 code for a protein of 209 amino acids. The transcript has 4 exons.
AUGCCCACCGAAUUCUCCUAUGAACUGCCACCUUAUUAUGAGCUUAGCUGGUCUAUUCUGAGUACCAUUGGUCUCCUUCUGACCAUUCUGAUUUAUAUCCCCAUCAUCGUGUCUGCAGCCUGCGCUGUUGCCAAUGGCCUCUGCUACUUUGCCUUUUACACCCCGUAUUCCAUCCCAAAUAGAGCUACUGCCAGUGCUUUGGCGGAUAUUCUCUGGCCGAUCCAAGAAGGAGGUCUCGCCUUCCACAGCUACCAAAUCCUCAUUCACACCCUCCGCGACUCCACCCGUCGCCUCUUCCUCACCAUCUUCUGGACACUUAUGUUCAUCGUCGCCCUCCGCGUUUCAAUCCUAGUCAACAGAGUCCUGGGAAUCGUCCAUGGUCACGCGGUCUUCAUGAUAGCCAUCAACAACCUUCACGUAGGCUACUUCACAGCCAUCGCUCUCGUUGAACCUGUAGUGCCACUUUUCUCAACGACGGAGAUGCGCUUUGCGAGUUUGUGUCUGGUCGCUAUUGCUCGGGCUGUGACAUAUUCGUUUCAGGUUAGUUCGCAGGCUGUCACAACGGUGGCCGGGCAGUUGGAUCGGUUUGUGUAUACCUGCGAGUGCCUGUUUCCGUUAAUCAUGGUGUAG